Amborella trichopoda is the source of this 1854-nucleotide messenger RNA. RefSeq names its product (3S,6E)-nerolidol synthase 1. Gene Ontology annotation, molecular function: terpene synthase activity; magnesium ion binding. The record is from RefSeq and is a predicted model, not a curated record. Gene Ontology annotation, biological process: diterpenoid biosynthetic process. NCBI's taxonomy places the organism in Eukaryota, Viridiplantae, Streptophyta, Magnoliopsida, Amborellales, Amborellaceae.
AUGACAAAGGUCAGGGACAAAAGUGAAUUGGGAAAUUUUUUUGGAAGCAUCAAUGAGAAGUACUUCCCUGACUUUGUACGGGAAAGAAAGGAAGUGGAGUUCAUUGAGCUGCAACAAGGAAACUUGUCAGUGGAGCAAUAUGCAGCCAAGUUUGCUGAAUUAUCGAGAUAUGCACCACACAUCAUCAAUACUGCAGCGCCAAAGGUAGAUCUGAAGGCCACAAGGUUUAGAGAUUUGAAGAGAAAAUUGAAGAGGGUGAUAAGUGGCGUCAGUAAUGAGGUUAAAAUUAUGGCCCUAAUUGACCACAUCCAACGGCUUAGCGUCGCCUACCACUUUGAGAUGGAAAUUGAAGCGGCUCUUGGUGGCAUUUACAGAGGUUUUUCUACACAUGGUUCUGAUGACAAUCUCUUGGUUGCUUAUCUAAAAUUUCGACUCCUUAGACAACAUGGAUAUAAUGUGUCAUCGAAUGUAUUUAACAAAUUCAAGGAUGGCAAUGGGAAUUUCAAACCCAGUUUGAGCGAAGAUUUUAUUGGUAUGUUGAACCUCUAUGAAGCUUCACACCUUAGAAUACAAGGGGAAGAUAUCAUGGAUGAAGCUCUAGGAUUCUGUGUCGAGCAUCUCAGCACAUCAAUGCACCGCAUAGAACCUAAUAUCGUAAAAAUAGUGAAGCAUGCCCUCAAGCUUCCAUUACACUUCCGAACCCCUAGGUUAGAGACCAGGCAUUACAUUGAGGUUUACAAAGAAGAUCCUCAGAGGAACCAAGAUUUAUUGGAGUUCGCCCAAAGAGACUUCAAUAUGGUGCAAUCCUUGUAUAGGGGAGAGCUGAAAGAGGUUUCAAGGUGGUGGCUGGAGUUGGAUAUGGCAAAGGAGCUUGCAUUUGCUCCAGAUCAAAUACACCACUGGUUUAUGUGGCCUGUUGCAAUCGUCCCUGAGCCUAAGUAUUCAGAGUGCAGAGUUGAUAUGACCAAAGUCAUUUCCUUCAUCUACCUGAUAGACGAUAUCUACGACGUGUACGGAUCCAUGGAUGAACUAGAACUCUUUACCCAAGCAAUUACAAGGUGGGAUUUAAGCGAAAUCCAUGGUUUUCCCAAGUACAUGAACGUCUGCUAUUUAGCUUUACAUGGUGUCACACGAGAUAUUGCUCGAAAGAUACACAAGAAUCAUGGAUUCGAUAUCACAGACUACCUAAGACAAGCGUGGACCUCAUUAUGCGAACCCGAUUUAGUUCAAGCAAAAUGGUUCCGAUCUGGGCAAGUGCCAAGAGCAAAGGAGUACUUGAAAAAUGCAGUGACGAGUACAGGUGUGCAUGUUGUCUUGAUUCACACGUAUUUCCUGAUGGGGCACAAAGUAACAAGGGAGACUGCUCGACUCAUAAGCAAUGACCCUCAAUUCAUUCGCUGCCCAGCAACCAUUCAGCGGCUUUGGGAUGACUUGUCUACUUCAAUGGAGGAAAGAGAUGGAGGGGAUGAUGCCUCUUACAUAGAAUCAUACAUGAAGGAACAUGAAGAUGAAUCAGAAGAGAGUGCUCGAGAACACACUACAAAUCUCAUUAUAACAAUGUGGAAGAGACGAAUCCAUGAGAGUCUCAAGCCAAACCCCUUUCAACAUUCCUUCACCAUCUCAGUGUUGAACAUCUCUAGAAUCGCCCAAGUCGUUUACCAAACUCAAGAGGAUUCGACCGUGAAGGAUCACAUGAAGUCAUUACUCCUGGAUCCCAUUUCCCUCUCCCUUGACAGUUAGGCCACCCCUCCAAAUAUGCCUUCAAUCUUGUAAACCUAAAUGAAAACCCGUGUUUAUUUUUAUUUUAUUUUUUUAUUUUGACGUUAUAUUGUGGCAUCCACCCUCCUAAGCAUU